AUGGGAGCUAAAAAGGGAAAAAAGGGUAAGAAAGGCAAGAAGAAGGGUGGAGCCGAUACCGAGCCCAGUCCAGAGGAAAAAAAUUUCAUCUAUCAGGCUGAGAUUGAAUCUUUGCAAUAAAAGCUAAUGAUGGAAUCCCAGCGUGCAGAUGUAUCUAAAGCAUCUGAGAAUGAAAAAAGACAUAGAGAGUUACAGUUAGACAAACAGUUAAAGGAUGAGGAAAAGAGAACUAGGGAUAUUAUCGCAGAUAUGACUAGAUAAUACAAGUCUAUGUUUGAGGAACUGACAGAAAAGAUUAAUAAGCUUGAGAGAGAAGUGGUGGAUAACGAUGAGACUAUAUCAGAUCUAAAGGAGUAAUACGAGAAAUUAAACAAUGAAAAGUUAGAGAUUGAAAAGGCUAAGAAUGAAGAGAUAAAGGAACUUAAGAAGAGAAUUGAUGAUAUGAGUAGUGAUUUUGCAGAGAUGUUAAGAGACACUUUACAUAAAAUGCAAGAGAGAAUUGAAAUCGCCAAUAAAUAAUGGGAGGAGGAAAAUGAUGCUAAUAUGCUCAAGAGAUUUGAGGAUAUGGCAUUAGGAAAUAAGCCAAACUGA
Molecule: messenger RNA, 591 nt
Organism: Stylonychia lemnae
Lineage: Eukaryota; Ciliophora; Spirotrichea; Sporadotrichida; Oxytrichidae
Source: the annotation of a GenBank genome assembly